This is a messenger RNA of Nematolebias whitei (Rio pearlfish), 3516 nucleotides long. RefSeq names its product transmembrane protein 132D. The record is from RefSeq and is a predicted model, not a curated record. The transcript has 9 exons. Bases 64 to 3516 code for a protein of 1150 amino acids. Lineage: Eukaryota; Metazoa; Chordata; Actinopteri; Cyprinodontiformes; Rivulidae.
GGAGGAUGAUGAGAGCGCGGGCUGCCGGGAUGAACGGCACGAUCUGCUGAAAGCGCGCGGACCAUGGACACUUGCCCGGAACAGCGAGCCGCGCUGCGUGCCAAAAUGAGCUUUCCCCGGCAGAUCUGGAUGAUCCUACAGAUAGUCCUCGUCACUAUCACAGCAAUAUCCACACAAGAUGUGAGCAGUAAAGAAAUGACUGACAGCAGGAGCCCUGUGCCUUUCCCCGUCUUCCUGCCCGUCAACUACGAGGUACGGGAUGCUGACUAUCUCUUUCUUAAGGAGGCCGGACAGGACUUCAUGAGGAACUCCAGCAUGCAGAGUCACACACAGCCCUUUGUUAUUUUAAGAGCCAGCCGCCAGCCAGCUGUCAGUGCCAGCUAUGGAGCCAUGUCCACAGAGAGGCUUGUGCCGCUGGAUUUGAUGCAGUCUGUGCAGCUCUUCAAUGCUCCAGACGUCUUUACGUUCAACUGGAAAAUCCAGGCCUUUGUGCUGACGCCUUGGGUAUUCUCCUCCAAACCCAAAGUGCGCGUCCUCUUCUAUGUAGCAGGGAGAGAUUGGAGCAAAGAGGAGGGAGCUGUGGAUGAGCUGCCAUGUGUGACAGUGUAUGGUUUCUGGCAAACUCAGGAGGUGAGGGCUUCCUGUGCCAUUGGAGGAGAGAGGGGAACCUGCAUGGCUGAGCUGGUUCCUGUGCUGGGCUGGUUUGCUCUGGGGUCAGAUGGCACCAGCAGAGAAAGGCAGGAUCCAUCUAUGGGGAACCCAGUGGAGCUGUACUACCAGGCUAAGCCCAGAGUCAACGGAAGGUGUAGUUUUGUGAAUGGAAGUCGAUGGAGUGGAUCACAGCAGCAGGAGCCACAGACUGAGAACGUUCCCGUCACGCCCAUGCAGAGGAUUGGGAGCGUGCAUCUCCUGCAGGUACCCAAGGGAAUGGCGACGCUUUCGCGGCUCAAGCUCGGCAAUGCCAUCGUCAUCCGGACGUCCUCUAAACCUCUGAAGAAGACGGACAUCGCAACUUUCUACAUACUGAUGGCCAGCUCUGCACAGCUGACCAACUUCACUCUCAGAGCAUCGGUAAAGAAAGGUGUGACCUUUCGGACAGCGACGCCCAGCAACUCCUUACUGUGGGACAUCACUCUGGAUAUGGGUGCAGAUGGAGCCAUUGCUGUGGUUUGUCAGAGAAAGGCCCCCAUUCUCGGGAAAAGGCUUGAAAGCAGCCUGCUGGAGGUACUUCAGAUGGACUUUGAGGUUGAGGAGCUGAGCAGUCCUGUUGACAGUCAGGUGAUCAUAUGGAAGCUGGAGCUACCAUCUGUGCCCAAAACCAUAGCCAAGAUAGAAGGAGCCAUGAGGAUUUAUACAACCCAGAGAGACUUUGUUGGCCUGGCUCCUCUCGUAAUGGACACAGAGAUCCUGAACACAGCUGUGCUGACUGGAAAGAAGGUGGUGAUGCCUGUGAGGACGGUAGCUGUGGAGGAAGAUGGAGCAAUCACAGAUGUAUCUGACUACACAGACUGCAGCACCAGUGAUGAAGAUGUUCUCAAGGUGUCAGACAGAUGUGACUAUGUUUUUGUAAAUGGCAAAGAGACCAAAGGCAAGAUGAAGAUGACAGUAAACUUCACCUACAGCUACCUGAGCGCUCAGCUUGAACUGAACGUUUGGAUGCCUCGGCUCCCCCUACAGAUCGAGCUGUCAGACACAGAACUGAGCCAAAUCAAAAGCUGGAGGGUACCAAUCCUGACCUCAAAAAGAUCUGCCUGGAACAGUGAUGAAGUUGAACGGAAGGGCAAAGGCUGCAUGCUACAGCUUCAGCAUGCCCUUGUGCGGGUGCUAACUUAUUUUGUGGCUGAGCAGGAAGAUCCACGAGAUCCUACAGCCUAUUUUCUGGGCCCUGAUUGGCAGGCGGACGUCACAAGGUUGGUUCGAUACUUCAUGAAGGUGGAGGACACUCGAAUUGCAAAGCUGCAGGAAGGAACUGUGCUGUCAGGUCGCGAUUUUGGGACCACAUCCAUCCAGGUGUUUUCGCCGCUGUCUGAUGUCAUCUUGGCUAAGACAACUGUCAGAGUUGUGGAUGAUAAAGUUAGCAUUACAGAAUUAGGAGUCCAGGUGGUUGCUGGCCUCUCCAUGACCUUACAACGAAGUUCAGGAAGCAGCAGGGCCAUCUUGGCAACAACAAUGACUCAAGAGGUGCUACAAAACCCAAAACAGAAUGCUUUAGUCAGUUCCUGGAUACAGUUCAGUGAUGGCAACCAGACACCUCUUGACAUUUAUGAUCCAGCUUUCUACCGUAUGACAGUAACAUCUCUAGAUCAGGGAGUGGUCUCUGUGCUGGGCAAACCUCCAGUUGUGGCGGCAGAGGGAGAGGGGGAGGGUGUCCUGAUUAGGGUAGAGAUGUCCAUCUGUGAGGCCUGUCAGAAGUCCAAACGCAAAAGUAUAGUGGCAGUGGGCAACGGUAGCCUUAAGGUCAAAUUUCAAGUGAAUACUUGGCGGCCAGGGAGCAAUACCCGCAGCCUUGACCAAAGCCCUGUCGGCAAAAGCAGUGAUUAUGGGAAUGAUGGGGAAAACUUGGACAACAAAAGGAAGCUAGGGAUGCCAUCUCAGUUUCUCCCUACAAGUAUCUCAAACUUCAAUAAAGAGGAGAGCGCUGUUCAGAGGAUCCCAACCACCAUCAAGUCUACAGAAAAAACCAUUAUAGCCAGUGGCAGUCUUGGAGGAGUAGGUAAAACUAGCAUUUCACAAAAUGCUGGUAGUGCAACCAGUAUGGGGAACAUCAGCAUUUUUAGCAGCCCCAGAGAUGGCAGCAAAGGAUACAACUCAGAUAAUACAAUAGUGGAAGAUAUGAGUAAUGUUGGCUUUAUUAGCACUGUGAAAGCUCCUGGGAAUCUGGUAAACUACAAUUUUCCCACCAAGGUUGGGGUCCCUGGGCAAGGGACGGUGGUAGAAAUUGGUGGUGAAGAAGCAAUGGCUAACAGACCUCUCACAGACUUAGAGAUUGGCAUGUAUGCUUUAUUGGGGGUCUUUUGUCUGGCCAUUCUGGUGUUUCUAGUAAACUGUAUCUCAUAUGUUGUUAAAUUCCGGCACAAGAAGCCUUCCUCCCAUAGUCAAGAGCCAACAGGGCACAGGCAUGACUGGGUGUGGCUCGGCACAGACGCUGAGCUGGUGAUGACCGUGCCAUGCAGUCCGUUGCACCAGGACUCCCAGACAACAACCACUGUGAUAGACAUUGGGCCUGAUAAGACCACUUCUCUUUCCAGGAGGCCCAGUUGCUUGGCUCCUGUGACAGAUUCUCCACUUGGCUGUUCAGGCUCUAACAGAAACAAAUCCAUGCAAAGUGAGUCAAUCCACUCACCCACCAGCAAAAGAAAGAGAGUUCAGUUCACCACAUUCUCCACGCUCGAGCGCCAGCAUUUGCCACACCUUCCACCCAAAGAAAACGGCCAUGGCAUCCACUGGGUUGGAAAGGAGGACAAUAGUGGGGAGGAACCUCAAGUGCCCAUAAUAAAGCCAGUGGACCAGUUAUAA